UCUCGUUACUUCGAGUCGGACAGCGAAAAGGCACUGAGCCGAGGCGAACACCGGUGCUUUCGAAGGAAAGAUGGGGAACCCUCUGCCGGUCAAUCUGGCGCAGGAGUGCCGAAAGGCCAACAAGAUCAUCACCGAGUUCGUCGACCCGGCUCAUGGCGGUCUUGACCGGGUGAUCCCACUCUCGGUCCUCAAGCGGGCCCAGGGCUUUGCCAUCUUCUCGGUGGCCAGAAUCGGAUUUCUCAUGUCUGCGCGCGCAGGCUCGGGCGUCGUCAUUGCCCGUCUGCCCGACAAUUCCUGGUCGGCUCCCUCUGCGCUCGGUCUCGGCGGCCUCGGCGGAGGCUUCAAUGCCGGUCUAGAUGUGACGGACGUCGUCGUGGUCCUCAAUAGCAAGUCGGCCGUGAGGAGCUUCAUGAGCACCGGCAGCCUGCAGUUUGGUGGCAACCUCGGCGUCGCCAUCGGUCCACUGGGCCGGUCAGCAGAGGCAAGCGGGGCCGUCAGCUCCCAGGGAAAGGUCGCCGCCAUGUUCUCGUACAGCAAGAGCAAGGGUCUCUACGGCGGCAUCUCGCUCGAAGGCACCGUGCUGGUCGAGCGGUCCGACGCCAACAUCAAGGCGUACCAGCGCCCUUGCUCCUCCAAGUCCAUUCUCUCAGGCAGCGUCGAUGUGCCGUCCUGGGCUGGGUCACUCAUCUCGACGAUUGAAAAAUUCACCCUCUCGGGCGAGGUCAGGGCGGGCAUGGAUGGCGAUCUCGGCAUGCGGGGUGCGAGAAACGACGAGGACGACGACAACUGGUACGAGGACUACGGCAGCGGCGCGAGGCGAGGCGAGAUUGACGCACUUGAUCGCGAGUUCCAAGCCAGUAGUCUUGGAAACGGGAAUCGACGUAGGACGGAAGACUACGCCAAUCGCAGGACGGGAGAGUACGCAUUUGGAUCGAGCCAGGGGGGCAAUCUCACAAAUUCGCCGACAAAGGAACGCAAGGGCUUCUUUGGCUCCACGUCCUCGAGGGCUGGGACCGACUACAGUGGUGCGGAUCCGCGGGAUCAAGACGCCUUUAGCGUACCAUCUUCCUCGCCCGGGAGGAAUCGAUCGUCGAGCCUGCUCGAAGACGGUGGUUCUUAUGCAUACAGUGGCGUCCGAGAAAGGAAGGCUGCACCUGUGCCUGCCUCUAGGAGCCCGACGACGAGGAGUAAUGUCUUAAUGAGGAACCAGCGAGGGGGCACAGGACUCGAUGGCGCGCAAUUUCCGACGCACUUCGGAAGAAAUCAAGACGAUGACGACGACGAUAUCUUCGGAGACGGACAUGCCGUCUCGUCAGACACGACACCGCGCUAUGCUCCAAAUCACUCUCCGACCGUGGGCGACUACGGUGGAAGCACAUACAACCCACCAUACGUGCCUCGGAAGAAGCCAACAAAGCAGGCGACGUGGACUUCAUCGGACUCAAUGGAUUCGGAGCGCGAUGAGAUCACGGGCGCAAGGGGCCUUGGGUCCUCUUCGACGGCCUACUCACGAAGCGCUACAGGCUCAAAGCUCUUGAAUCAAGAGAAUGCUAGGCGCAAUGGCAUGGACUCGCUCGAUGCCGAGCUUCAGAGAACUUCCGGAGAUCACUUUGCAGGAGCAGACGCCAACCGCAGAGACGUGGGGGCUGGCUGGAGGUCAGACUACGGCCUGCCGAGGGAGGAUGAGGUCACCGACAAGCCGCAGCGGCCCCAGUAUCAGAAGCGGUCCAGCUCUACAAGAGACAUUUGGAAUCGAGUCAGAGGCAACAGUCGGACCACUCCUCCGCCCAACCUGACCGCUGAUACUUCAUCCCCAAGGAACAACCGAUCUUCACCGUCCAGGAGCCCUUCGCCGGACCUGCUGGGCUCCUCGCCGCCAACGACGGCGUCAGGCUCUGCUUCAGGGGGCAACAACUUCCAAGCGGCCGAGUCUCAGGUCAUUGCUUCGUUUGACUUUGAAGCACAACAGCCGGACGAUAUCUCCUUUAAGCGCGGCGAUGUCAUCGACGUCAUCAAGCGGACCAACAACCGCGAGGAUUGGUGGAUGGGCAGAAAUGCCUCGAGCACCGCCAAGAGGGGCGCGACGGUGGGCACUUUUCCGGCGAAUUUCACGACUGAUGUUUGA
Molecule: messenger RNA, 2125 nt
Organism: Acaromyces ingoldii
Lineage: Eukaryota; Fungi; Basidiomycota; Exobasidiomycetes; Exobasidiales; Cryptobasidiaceae
Product: DUF500-domain-containing protein
Exons: 2
Coding region: 71-2125 (684 amino acids)
Biological process (GO): actin filament bundle assembly; actin cortical patch localization
Cellular component (GO): actin cortical patch
Molecular function (GO): actin filament binding; phosphatidylinositol binding
Source: RefSeq, a predicted model, not a curated record